This is a messenger RNA of Ceratotherium simum simum (southern white rhinoceros), 1784 nucleotides long. It is a transcript of the gene HPSE, whose product is annotated as heparanase. Gene Ontology annotation, molecular function: hydrolase activity, acting on glycosyl bonds. Gene Ontology annotation, cellular component: membrane; extracellular matrix. The record is from RefSeq and is a predicted model, not a curated record. Gene Ontology annotation, biological process: angiogenesis involved in wound healing; cell-matrix adhesion. Lineage: Eukaryota; Metazoa; Chordata; Mammalia; Perissodactyla; Rhinocerotidae.
AUGCCGCUGCGCUUGAAGCCAGGGCUGCCGCUGCCGCCGCCCCUGCUGCUGCUGCUGGGGCCGCUCGCUCCCUUCUCCCCGCGCGCCCUGGCGGGACCCGCGCAGGCUGACCCCGUGGAGCUGGACUUCUCCACCGAGCGGCCGGUGCACCUGGUGAGCCCCGCCUUCCUGUCCUUCACCAUCGACGCCAACCUGGCCACGGACCCGCGGUUCCUCACCUUCCUGGGUUCUCCAAAGCUUCGUACUUUGGCCAGGGGCCUGUCUCCUGCGUACCUGAGAUUUGGCGGCACCAAGACGGACUUUCUAAUUUUUGAUCCCAAGAAGGAACCAACAUUUGAGGAGAGAAGUUACUGGCGAUCCCAAGUCAACCAGGAUGUUUGCAAGUCUGGAUCCAUCCCUUCUGAUGUGGAGAAGAGCUUACGGUUGGAAUGGCCCUUCCAGGAGCAAUUGCUCCUCAGAAACCAGUAUCAGAAAAAGUGGAAGGACAGCACCUACUCAAGAAGCUCAGUAGAUAUGCUCUAUACCUUUGCAAAUUGCUCCGGACUGGACUUGAUCUUUGGUCUAAAUGCAUUACUGCGAACAGCAGAUUUGCGGUGGAACAGUUCUAACGCUCAGCUGCUCCUGGACUACUGCUCUUCCAAGAGUUAUAACAUUUCUUGGGAACUAGGCAAUGAACCUAACAGUUUCUGGAAGAAGGCUGGUAUUUUCAUCGAUGGAUUACAGUUAGGAGAAGAUUUUAUUGAGUUGCAUAAACUUCUAGGAAAAUUCACUUUCAAAAAUGCAAAACUCUAUGGUCCUGAUGUUGGCCAGCCUCGAGGAAAGACAGUUAAGAUGCUGAGGAGCUUCCUGAAGGCUGGGGGAGAAGUGAUUGAUUCAGUUACAUGGCAUCACUACUACUUGAAUGGACGAAUUGCUACCAAAGAAGAUUUUCUAAACCCUGAUGUGUUGGACACUUUCAUUUUGUCCGUGCAAAAAAUUUUCCAGGUUGUUGAGGAGACCAGACCCCACAAGAAGGUUUGGUUAGGAGAAACAAGCUCUGCGUACGGGGGUGGAGCACCCUUGCUGUCCAACUCCUUUGCGGCUGGCUUUAUGUGGCUGGAUAAAUUGGGCCUGUCGGCUAGAAUGGGCAUAGAAGUGGUGAUGAGGCAAGUGUUAUUCGGAGCCGGGAACUACCACUUGGUGGAUGAAAACUUCGAACCUUUACCUGAUUAUUGGCUCUCUCUUCUGUUCAAGAAACUGGUGGGCACCAAUGUUUUAAUGGCAAGAGUGAAAAGUCCAGAGAGAAACAAACUUCGAGUAUACCUUCAUUGCACAAACAUCAACCACCCAAGGUAUAAAGAAGGAGACUUAACUCUGUAUGCCUUAAACCUCCAUAAUGUCACCAAGUACUUGCAGUUACCACAUCAUUUAUUUCGCAAGCAAGUGGACAAAUACCUCAUAAAACCUUCAGGACCUGAGGGGUUACUUUCCAAAUCUGUCCAACUCAACGGUCAAACUCUGAAAAUGGUGGAUGACCAAACCCUGCCAGCUUUGACAGAGAAGCCUCUCCGCCCAGGAAGUUCACUGGGCUUGCCAGCUUUCUCAUACGGGUUUUUUGUGAUCAGAAAUGCCAAAGUUACUGCUUGCAUCUGAAAAUGAAAAGCAUACACUAGCCCUGAGAUUGCAUUUUUCAAGUGUACCGACAAGAGGAAAGCAAAACUCAAGCUAUAGGAAACCAAGCAGAUACAUUACGGGUCAACCAGUGGGAGCUUUAGAGACCCUGGGACACUCAGUGCCAGAUUCAG